Paramecium sonneborni is the source of this 168-nucleotide messenger RNA. Lineage: Eukaryota; Ciliophora; Oligohymenophorea; Peniculida; Parameciidae. The record is from the annotation of a GenBank genome assembly.
AUGGAAUAAUCCUCAUUUAUCAUUUCUGACUUAUUGACUCAUUAUACUAUUCUACUGAUAUAUUUUAAAGAUUCAACGAAAAGAAGGAUAAAGAAAGACAACAAAACACUCAAUAAAAAACUUAAUCAAUAAAAUUUAAGGAGUAAAUUCUAUCCCAAUAAUCAAUGA